AUGCAUGAAUUAGUUGUAAAUUCUAGUGUAAUAAUUUACGAUAAACUAUCACAAAAUAUAUAUCGAUAUGGUAUUCCUUCUACAUGUAUAUUUGGUUUAACAGGUCAUAUUAUUAAUCUUUUUUUAUUCACUCGUCCAACACUAAUUUAUAGUUCAUGUUGUAAUUAUUUUCUUGCUUCAUCAUGUGUUGCUUUAUUUCAAAUAUUGUUCAGUCAACCAAUUCAUUUUCUUCAGCUUGGUCUUGGUAUUGAUUUAACAAACAUUUGGUGGUGUCGUAUAAGAUUUUAUGUUGCUCAUUCGGCUUAUAUGACUUCAAGUUUUCUAAUUACUCUUGCAUCUGCUGAUCGUUUCGCAAGUUCAUGUCGUCAAGUUAAACAUCGUCGAUGGGCUAAUUUUACUAUUGCUAGAAAAUUAAUACCAAUUGUUAUUAUUAUUGCUUGUGCAGUUAAUAUUCAUAUUUUAGGUAUGUUUACAAUUAAUCAUGAACAUAGAAAUGAAUGUUGGGCUCCACAUGGUAAUAUUUAUCGUUUUAUUUUUGAUAUUAUAUUGGUCUCUCAUAUUAUAAUAUAUCCUAUUUUAAUUGGAACAUUUGGUUUACUUACUGUUUAUAAUAUUCGACGAUCUCAUAUUCAACAACAAUUAUUAUCUUUUAACUGUCGUGUGCGUGAUUUACAACGUAUGACACUUGUUCAAACUGUAUGUAUCAUUGUUUUCACUUUGCCUUAUGCUAUAUUAAAACUCCAUCGAACAAUAAUGACAUCGAAUAAUAAUGAUGUAUCUGAUAUUUAUUGGGCUGUAGAACGAUUAAUAACAUGUUUUGUUGAUUUUGGUUGUUACAUAAAUGAUGGUGCUGGAUUUUAUAUUUAUUCCCUUUCAUCAAUUACAUUUCGACGAACAUUACUUCAAUUUAUAAAUGAACAUCGAUCAAUAUUGUUUCGUUGUUAUCAAUAUAAAAAACGAAUUAUUUAUUUUUCAAAUCCUUCUAUUACACUAAUAACCUAA
Molecule: messenger RNA, 1002 nt
Organism: Rotaria sp. Silwood2
Lineage: Eukaryota; Metazoa; Rotifera; Eurotatoria; Philodinida; Philodinidae
Source: the annotation of a GenBank genome assembly